Molecule: messenger RNA, 1223 nt
Organism: Amborella trichopoda
Lineage: Eukaryota; Viridiplantae; Streptophyta; Magnoliopsida; Amborellales; Amborellaceae
Source: RefSeq, a predicted model, not a curated record
CACAAAGUGAAAUUGAAAUAGACCAAGACUCAUUUUUUCAAUGAAAAAAUGAAAUUUGAGCUUUUUGGGGGCAUGGAUGCCCCUGAUUGGGUUCUUGCAGAGAUCAUCACCAUUGGAAAACUUUCACCAGAGCAUGUGGAAGUCAUAAGCUCACAGAUCGCUCAACAUAUCCUUGAUGGCUCUUUUGAUUAUACUACGAUUGUGGACCUCACUUCAAACAUUCUAGGUGUAGCAGAUUUAAAGGCUUGCAUUGCUACUCUGCGUUUUUUUAUCAGCAAUCUCGCAAAGUUUGAUCUCAAUGUGGACCUUGCAUCUCGAGAACUUCAGCAAAUGGGACUUCCAAAAGACUAUUGUGAAUCUAUAUGUCGACCUUAUGUUGAAAGGAAGGAGUCAUUGCAGAAGGAACUCUUAAAUCAAGUUAUCCAAAUCCCAUCGGCUACUAUUGAUGCAUGGAGAGUUCAAGUUGGACCAGAAAGCAGUGUAAUUUUGAUGUUGAAUAGCAAGUCCAAAGGUCACUGGCCUGAGGCUUUUAAUGGCCUUGUACAACUAACACCAGACAAAUUCCGGCUUCUUUUGCAUGGCCUAAAGCAAGCAAGAUCCUUAAUGCAGGGGAAUCCUUGAUACUGGAGCAAAAUGGGCAAGGAGGUGAACAACAAUGCAAUGGUGUUGAUGGGUUUGGUGGUGUUGAUGUUAAUGGGCAAGGCCAUGGCAUAUGUGUGCAUGGUGACAUGUUACGCUGAAUGCAGGGCUCAUAACCUCUCCAUCCUUGGGUGCAUUGGAGAUUGUUCAGGCUUGUGUUCAGAUGGUGCAUGGCAGCCUAUUGACCCAUGGAAUAAAAGCUGUAUUGUGUAGAACAACCUUACCCAUUUCUGUUUCUCUCUCUCUCCAUGGAAUGCAAACUUUAUUGUGUAGCAGAACCUUACCCAAUUUUGAUUGAAUCUCUCUCUCUCCAUGGGUACUGUGUUAGAAGAACCUUACCCAAUUUUGAAUCUCUCUCUCUCUCUCUCUCUCUCAGUUUGUCUCUUCUCUUGUAUAUCCUUUGACCCCUCUCUCUCUAGCUUUGGUUCCCUUUAAUCUUCUCUCUCUUUUUUCUUUGAAAGGAACCCUUAAUCUUCUCUCUCUUGUAUAUCCUUUUGGACCCCUCUUCCUGUUCUCCUUCAAAUCAAUGAGGGGGCAGUCUCAUUUGACAUAUCUAUAACUUGUGGAACUUGGUUUGCUUGGCA